Molecule: messenger RNA, 396 nt
Organism: Amphimedon queenslandica
Lineage: Eukaryota; Metazoa; Porifera; Demospongiae; Haplosclerida; Niphatidae
Product: 60S ribosomal protein L5-like
Exons: 3
Coding region: 21-305 (94 amino acids)
Biological process (GO): translation; ribosomal large subunit assembly
Cellular component (GO): cytosolic large ribosomal subunit; ribosome
Molecular function (GO): structural constituent of ribosome; 5S rRNA binding
Source: RefSeq, a predicted model, not a curated record
GCGGACAUGUUGCUAACUACAUGAGGUAUUUAUCGGAGGAAGACAACGAGAGAUAUCAGAAACACUUCUCAGCUUACAUUAAGGAAGGACUCGGACCAGAUGAUAUUGAGCCAAUGUACAAGAAAGCUCAUGAGAUGAUAAGAGCUGAUCCGGUCAUACAAGUGAAGGAGAGGAAGAAGAUGGAGACUCAGAAACGCUGGACUAAGCAGAAGUUGACCCUAGCUCAGCGCAAGUCGAAGAUUAAGCAAAAGAAGGCGUCUUUCCUCCGUCAGUUUAAAACUGAUGACGAUGAGUCUGAAGACUAAGAUGUAGAUUGACUGCAAUAUUUGAUUUUGUUUAAAAUAUUUGAAAUUCCACAAUGCUUGUUUGAAUAGACGAAUUUUGGUCACAACCUAA